This is a messenger RNA of Beauveria bassiana ARSEF 2860, 390 nucleotides long. RefSeq lists its product as uncharacterized. The transcript is spliced from 2 exons. Bases 1 to 390 code for a protein of 129 amino acids. The record is from RefSeq and is a predicted model, not a curated record. Lineage: Eukaryota; Fungi; Ascomycota; Sordariomycetes; Hypocreales; Cordycipitaceae.
AUGAGUGGUUUUUACAUGCAGUACCUGGAAAGUCUCUGCCGACGACGUGGUUGGAUUGACCCCUCGUACGAAUGCUACCGCGACCCCAACGGCUUUACAUGCCUCGUUCUUGUUAAUGGUCGCGCAUACCAGACGGAUUUGGCGUACGCAUCCGACUCGCUAGCACAGGAAAACGCCGCCAUGCGCGCCUUUAUGGUCUGCCGCAACUUCUCCGUCAACGGAGGCAUGCUGGCGCGCAACGGCAUUGUCCAAGGCCUUCCCGCCGCACCGGAGAGCAGUCGUCGACGAAAGAGCCGCCACAGCUCAGCGCGAGAGAGCCCCGAUCACAACAGCGGAGGCCGACGAUCGGGCCACCACUCGAGCAGCAGCUCGACCGCCUCGUUUGACUAA